AUUAACCAAUCAACAACCAUUCGGCUGAAGGUCAUCCCAUGCCGUACUGAUCCCGAACCAGUGCAAGGUCACAAUGUGCCAAUUUUCAUCAUUGAUAAAUCAUCACUGCCGAUUUCUCAAUGGGAUUUGACCACCCAGCAGUUGCUACCAUACAUCGAUGGAUUCUUACAUGUUAGCAGGAUUGCUGCGGAGGCUGAUAUUGAUAUCAACAUCGUGAAACUGUGUGUCCAGAACAUGCUACAGCAAAGAGUCGUAACCCUCAUAUCUAUCUUCCAAUACAGUAAUGUCUACACUGAUAC
Owenia fusiformis is the source of this 299-nucleotide messenger RNA. NCBI's taxonomy places the organism in Eukaryota, Metazoa, Annelida, Polychaeta, Sabellida, Oweniidae. The record is from the annotation of a GenBank genome assembly.